This is a messenger RNA of Bursaphelenchus xylophilus (pine wood nematode), 1406 nucleotides long. The record is from the annotation of a GenBank genome assembly. NCBI's taxonomy places the organism in Eukaryota, Metazoa, Nematoda, Chromadorea, Rhabditida, Aphelenchoididae.
AUGCCGAGAUCCGGGCAUUAUUGUGAGCGCUUGACGCUCAUCUUGAUCCUCUUCAAUUUGUUGCUCAAUGUCUCAUUUGCGGCGCGAAAAAACUCGACAAUCAUAAACUGGGAGCAAAAAACGACGGCGCGUCCCAAGGCGAGGAGUUUGAAUCAGGUAUAUAAUUCUACACAGAACUGUGAAUGGCGUACUUUACCAACCGAUUUGAUUGAUUUCAGCUGGACACCUUGAUCUCCAUGUGUUAUCGGUCGGUUUGCAAGGACUGGGUGGACGAAUGCCAUUGGUUCUGCGAGCAGAUCAAGGGAAAGGUAGGACAAAUAGGGAGCAUAUUAUACAUACAGUGGCGGACCUUAUCCACUGGCAAAAAACGUACCAUUUUGCAUCCGAGAAGCAUCAAAGAUGCGGCAAAAUACCUCCAUCUAUAAGUGAAAAAACUCCGAUUUCAAAAGCGCACCCGCUCUUUUUUUGUGAGAGCCCUUCAAAACGGAGUUCUUUUAGUUGGAGAGGGAGGCAUUUUGCCGCAUUUUUUAUACCUCCCGGAUGCAAGAUGGAACGUUUUUUAUACUAGAUCAGGUCCGUCACUGUAUCUUUAUUGAGUUUUGAGUGUUGAGAAGGAGAUAGUUGAAAAUACGCCUCCAUAUGACGUUCGGUCGAAAUUAUUAUUGUCUGGAAAAUAAUGUGCCCUCUGUCGCAUCAAAAAAAGCUUCGCCGCCGAGAAAAUGAAUUGGUUUCCGGCUCAACGCGACUGGAGAUUUAGUGCGAUGAGGCGGGAUAUUUUGCUGCCACAAAUCCACAUUAUUUUCCCGACAGACUGAUAAAACAUCUUAUCAGUCUGUCGGGAAAAUAAUGAACACUGUUGCAUCGAAAAUCGCGCUUCGCCGCCGAGUAAAUGAAUUGUGUCGCUACAAAACAAAAUUGCUUUUUACUUCAGCAACGCGAUCAGCGCAGCGACAUUGUUCUCAUUAUUUUUACUGCGCAUGGCGCGCAAAAAAACGCACUGUGCAAAUUAUUACUUUCAUAAAAUGCAUGGACAUUUAUCGUGGCCCGCACUGUGCACAAAAAUCCCGUACUUUUGCACCGUGCAUUUGCUUUUUUGGGUUUGCACGGUUGAAAAAUUGAAAAAUUCCAUUGUGUCGGCGUUUGCACCGCGUAGAAAAAGUCAGGAGACCCAAAAAAGCCUAUUGCACGGUGCAAAGCGGGCAUUUAUUUCCGCACAGUGCAUGUCGCUAAAAUCACUCCAGCGACUUUACGAACUGUGUCAGGACUUCUAGUCGCUGGUCGAAGAAGCCUAGGGAUGGUCUUGGGAUUUUAUAACAGUAAUAGCAAUAUUUCAGAAUGGCUACUGGCGUUGCAUGGAGUGUCUGUCGAACCGAGGUCAACACUGUUUCGACUGCUUCGAGCUCUAG